GAAUGCAUCACACAGACAAACCCUAUGGGGCAUGGGCUAUGGCAUCCAAAUCCAAAACCCAGAACAGAAGAUUAAAACAUCGUCUCGUUUCCAUUCUUAAAACAGCUAAAUAGAUUUUCUUCCCAUCCCUCUUGGCCCUUACCUUCCUCUCUCUCUUCGUGUCGCCCCUCUUUCUGUAUGCAGAAUAGAUAGAUACGUUCUCUAUCCCUAAAGCAGUUUUAAGAAAAAAAAAAAAACAACAACGUCAAAUAGCAUGAACCUAGCUGGUCAAAGCAACAGCUCUUCGAUCAUGAAACGGGCCAAGAACAUCACACUCUCUUAGAAACCCCUACCCCUGCCCAUCAAUUUUCCUCAAGGUAUACAUGGAGUUGGGACAUCAUGCAUCUUUUGAGAAGGGUUCAAGCACAAGUACAAGUAUGCAGGGUGUGGGGUUUUUAGAUAGGCUGCAUGCAAAGCCUCAACAUGAAGCUGCAAGUGAGAUGGGUAGUCGUGGUGUUGUGGCAGAUAUAGAUGUUGACUCGAGAGAAAUAUAUUUUUUAAUCAUGCAUUUUUUAUCUGCGGGGCCAUGCCAAAGGACUUUUACACAGCUGUGCAAUGAACUUAUGGAGUAUCAGCUUUUGCCUAAGAGAUACCAUGCCUUUUAUUCAAGGACUGGUGAAGUUACAGGAGAUGAAACUGAUGAUGGCAUUUCUUUCCCUUUAAGCUAUCAAGGUGCUGCCCAAAGGUAUUCUCAUAUCGAAAAAGAUCACUUGGUGAAGCUGCUGAAGCAACUAAUAAUGAAUGUGGCUCCAUCAAGGGGUAUAUAUGGAAGAACGGCUCCUACUGCUGCUGAUGUUCCUACUCUGCUUGGAAUCGGGCCUUUUUCACUUCUUGGAGUUGGAGUGGAUGCUGCAAAUAAGAAGACAUUGGGAGUGCCAGCAUAUCUGCGUUGGCCCCACAUGCAGGCUGACCAGGUGCGUGGGAUUGGGCUGCGGGAAAUUGGAGGCGGUUUUCCAAAACACCACCGCGCUCCAUCCAUCAGGUUGGCAUGUUAUGCCAUUGCCAAACCAUCAACCAUGGUGCAAAAGAUGCAAAACAUUAAGAAGUUAAGAGGACACAGAGAUGCUGUCUACUGCGCAAUAUUUGAUCGCUCUGGGAGAUACGUGAUCACGGGAUCAGAUGACCGUUUGGUCAAAAUUUGGUCAAUGGAAACUGCGUUUUGCCUUGCCAGUUGUCGAGGGCAUGAGGGUGACAUUACUGACCUGGCAGUAAAUUUAAACAAUAGUUUGGUGGCGUCUGCAUCAAAUGACUACAAUAUUCGUGUUUGGCGCUUGCCAGAUGGGAUGCCUAUUUCUGUUUUGCGGGGGCAUGUAGGUGCUGUUACUGCCAUUGCCUUUAGUCCAAGGCAUAGCUCUGUUUUCCAGCUUUUAUCGUCAUCUGAUGAUGGUAGCUGUAGGAUAUGGGAUGCAAGGUACUCCCAGUGCCGGCCACGUAUUUAUGUCCCUAAGCGGACUGAUGCUGUUGCUGGGAGUAACAACAACGGUGGUGCUUCCUCAGCUAAUGGGCCUUCAUCAAGUAGCAGCGUUCCACAAAACAACCAAAUACUUUGUUGUGCUUACAAUGCAAAUGGAACUGUGUUUGUCACGGGUAGCUCUGAUACAUUUGCAAGGGUUUGGAGUGCUUGUAAACCACCGAAUACCAACACAGAUGAUUCACAACCAACACAUGAAAUUGAUGUAUUGGCUGGUCAUGAGAAUGAUGUGAAUUAUGUACAAUUCAGCGGUUGUGCUGUGGCUUCAAGGUCUUUGACUUCAGACACCUCAGCCUCAACAGAGGAGAAAGUACCAAAAUUCAAAACUUCCUGGUUUAGCCAUGACAACAUUGUUACCUGUUCCCGUGAUGGCAGUGCAAUUAUUUGGAUUCCAAGAUCACGCAGAUCUCAUGGAAAAGCUGGACGGUGGACACGGGCGUAUCAUCUGAAAGUGCCGCCUCCACCAAUGCCACCUCAGCCACGACGUGGAGGUCCACGUCAGAGAUUCCUUCCAACUCCUCGUGGAGUUAAUAUGAUUGUAUGGAGUCUGGAUAAUCGUUUUGUGCUUGCUGCCAUUAUGGAUUGCAGGAUUUGUGUCUGGAAUGCUAGUGAUGGCCGUUUGGUACAUUCCUUGACUGGUCAUAGUGAAUCUACAUAUGUUUUGGAUGUUCAUCCUUUUAAUCCCCGUAUUGCAAUGAGUUCUGGGUAUGAUGGGAAGACGAUAAUAUGGGAUAUAUGGGAAGGCAUACCUAUCCGCAUAUAUGACAUUGGGCGUUUUAAGCUGGUUGAUGGAAAAUUCUCCCCGGAUGGGACUUCAAUUGUGCUUUCAGAUGACGUCGGCCAAAUUUGCUUGCUAAGUACUGGACAAGGAGAGUCACAGAAGGAUUCCAAAUAUGAUCAGUUCUUCCUUGGUGAUUAUCGGCCUCUUGCAAGGGACGCUCAUGGAAAUGCCAUUGAUCAGGAGACACAGCUUCCUCCCUACAGAAGAAACAUUCAGGAUGCUCUUUGCGACUCCAGCAUGCUUCCAUAUCCAGAACCUUAUCAGAGCAAUUACCAGAGACGGCGGUUAGGUGCACUGAAUUUGGAGUGGCGGCCACCAUCAUUAAAGUUUGCUAUUGGGACAGAUAUCGGUUUGGGUGGUCAAGAAUAUCAAAUAUUGCCUUUGGCUGACUUGGAUGUGGUGGCUGAGCCGCUGCCUGAGUUUCUAGACGCCAUGUUCUGGGAACCUGAAAAUGAUGUGAUUGUUGAUAGCACGGAUUCAGAGUACAAUGUUACGGAUGAAUGCUCCAGUGAAGAUGGGCGUGAUGGAAACACCUCAACCGAUGAUGAAGCAGAUACCAGUCCAAGUGGAGGUGGAGGAGGAGGAGGAAGUCACAUGGAUCAUCAUGAUGAUUCCCGUCGAAGAUCAAAAAGAAAGAAACCCAAAGAUUUGGAAUGGAUGACUUGUUUGGGAAGGGAAAGGCGUGGUGUUAGAAAGAGGAACUCUAACGAGCAGCAGCAUGAAGGGAGAAGCAAACGAACAAAGAAAACAAAAAACAAGUCAAAGAAAAAAGAGCAAGUCACCACCCCAUCAAGACCUCAACGAGCUGCUGCCAGGAAUGGUAAGAAGUUGUCAUCACAGAGCAGUGAGGACGAUGAAGAUGAAGAUGAUGAUGAUGUGUCGGAAGAUGAUUCCUCAGAAAGCGAGACAUUUAUGGAGGAACCGUUGCCAUUGCCAUUGAUUAGCCAAUCAGUUCCACCACCAGCACCAGAAUCGAGAAAGAAACUGGUGCUCAAGUUUUCACUUUCAAAGAAGCCACAAGCUUCUGAAAAUACCAAUACUUUGAGACUUGGUGAAGAAGAAGAAGAAGAAGAAAGCUCAAGACCAAUCAUAAUUAGUGAGCCUGAGCCUGAGCCUGAGGCUGAGGUGGAUCCAUCAACAUCAACAAAUGGGUUGGAUGGACGCAGGCCUACUAAAAUAAGAAUUAAACCAAUGAUAAAGGUUGGUGGAAUGAAAACAGAAGCAGAUGAUAAUGAAGUAGGUCAAAAGAGAAACACAAUCAAGUUUAAGUUGAAUCAACAUAAUAGUGGUGGUCGGCAGAUUAUUAGUUCAAAUGCCAAUGAUUCAUCUGAGCCUGAGGGCAGAACAAGAUCACUCAAGUUUAAAGCAAUUUGCCGUGAAACAGAUGAGAAGAAGCCGAAUCUGAUCCCUUUCAGCAGCAGCAAGUCCGAUGGAAAAACCAAUUGGCUCUUAUUGUCGGCUCAAGAAGAGGGGUGUCGCUACAUCCCUCAGCUGGGUGAUGAAGUUGUAUACGUCAGACAGGGUCAUCAAGAGUACUGUAUACGACAUUCAUCAUCGGAACGUGGUCCAUGGAUGUUAUACAAGGGAAACAGUAUAAGAGACGUGGAGAUUUGUUGGGUUGAUGAUGUUGUGUACGCGACUCUUGCAGGGUCUGGAGAGAGCUGUUGUAAAAUAAAGCUUAGAUUUACGGAUCCUUCAUCUGGGGUGUUUGGUAAAACCUUUACGUUGACUCUCCCAGAGUUGGUUGACUUCCCUGAUUUCUUGGUGGAGAGAAGCCGUUAUGAUGCUUCCGUAGAAAGGAAGUGGAGUGUCGGGGAUAAAUGCUUUGUAUGGUGGAGAAAUACAGAGGGAGGUGGAAGUUGGUGGGAUGGUGAAGUUGUUUCGGAGGGUGAUAAGAGUGCUGAGUUUCCGGGGAGUCCAUGGGAAAGAUUUGUUGUCAAGUAUGCAGACGAAGCUGAUGAUGCUGAGAUUAAUCGCCAUAGCUCAUGGGAGCUUCAUCCUCAUAAAGAUACCCAAUGGGAACAACCACCCCAACCCGCCCUUCACCCUCACAUCAGGAGCACCAUGCUCUCUUUGCUUUCUAAGCUACACCACUCAGCUUCAGCUAGGAGGGGUAAUCAGGAUCAGUUUGGGAUCAUCAAGUUAAAACACAACUCACAGAGAAUAGACUUUAUAAAUAGGUUUCCGGUUCCAUUGACUCUGGAGAUCAUUGAGCUCAGGGUAAACAACUAUUACUAUAGAAGCUUUGAAGCCAUGAAGCAUGACAUCACAGUGAUGCUAUCGAAUGUGCGUGCCUAUUUUUCAAACAAUGCAGAAAUGUCCGCAAAGAUGGCACGCCUGUCAGACUGGUUUGAAAGAAAAUUGUCAAAGUUGUACAACGCAACACAGGAUCUUUUAUAACUUAAGGGGAGAAAAUACAUUUAUAUAUAUAAUAUGUAACUAGGUCAUAGAUAUAGCUACACAUCCAUUUUAGGGGAUGGAUGACACAGAGUCUUUCAAGCAUCUUUUCUUUUCUUGAAAACAAACCGAGGAGAGGAGUACUUGGUUUGUACCAACAUUAAUCCAACUUCAUUUUCUUCAAUCAGUAAGCAUCUUGUGCUGAUUUAGCUUAGUAAAGGAGUGGUUUGGAAUUUGGAUGCAUGAAAAUCAAUUCUUCCAGUUUGUUUGCUUC
Molecule: messenger RNA, 4962 nt
Organism: Lactuca sativa (garden lettuce)
Lineage: Eukaryota; Viridiplantae; Streptophyta; Magnoliopsida; Asterales; Asteraceae
Biological process (GO): regulation of cell shape; cytoskeleton organization; regulation of transcription by RNA polymerase II
Cellular component (GO): nucleus
Molecular function (GO): protein binding
Source: RefSeq, a predicted model, not a curated record